Messenger RNA from Ectocarpus siliculosus, 3153 nucleotides. NCBI's taxonomy places the organism in Eukaryota, Phaeophyceae, Ectocarpales, Ectocarpaceae. The record is from the annotation of a GenBank genome assembly.
AUGUCUGUAGAGGAUGAGGGGAACGAGCUGCUUUCCCUUCUUCAGAAUUGCGAGAUCGGAAUGUCGUGGCAGCAGCGUUCGGAAGCAUGCCGCGCUCUGCUCCGUCUGAUCGAGAGCCAGCGUGUGAGAGAUGUCGACAAACUCCCGCGGAAGAUUUACACGUUUAUAUUAAAUUCUCUUCGCCUAGGGUGGGAACAACCAGGAGAGAAGUAUGCACAAGCUUGCUGGAUGGGGCUUGUUGCACUUCCAGAAUUUGAGGAGACGGUGGCUGGAGAUUGCAUUGAUGAUGGAUUUUUGGAGGAGCUCUGCGCGAGGUUCCAAGCCGGUGUGCCGGACGAGCGAGCUUUUCUACGUGACACCCUCCACUGGGCUUACGCGAGCUUCCCGCAAAAGCGCAGGUUCCUUCGCAGAAAAAUCGGUGCCUUGCUAGCAUACUUCGUGAGAACGCCAAGCGGCAAGUUUCAUAUCGCAGAAGUACUCCAGUGCCUCCGGCUGAUCAUCAAGGGGUUCCCCAGCCUGAGCAAGGUGCACCGAUCCCUCCUCACGGAAGUCCUCCUUCCUCUCCAUGAGCCCAAUCAGAUGGCAGUGUGGAGCAUUCAGCAACCUCUUAUCGAGAGCUACCACGAAGAUCUCGUGGGUUGCCUGGUGUCUUUUCUGGAGCUGCAGCCGGAUAUGGUGGAAAUUGUUUUCCAAGCUAUCGCUACGGCCUGGCCUCAAGGCUUCAACAGCAACACUCCAAAGGAAGUGCUGCUGCUGCACGAGGUGGGAACUUUGGUCAGGUUUGUUUCACCAGAGGCAAGCAGCGCGGUGCUGGAUAUUAUCAUGCCGAAGAUCCUGGCGUGCCUCCGAGUCGAGAACAGCAGAGUGGUUGAACGGGCGCUUUAUCUCUUCAAGGACGAACAUCUGUUGGACGUGUUGGCUGCGAAUACGAGCACAACAUUUCUACCGCUGCUAUCUGCACUGCUGAGGGGUGGGGAGCCUUUCUGGAACCCAACUGUCAAUAAGAUGACAGCCCGAGUGCUGGAGUCCCUGGAGGACAAGGAUAGCACCGCGUUUGCUGCAGCAUGCGAAUCUCUGUGGGGCCAGGAGCCACGUCGCGUGUCCGACGCCGAAAAAAAUGCGACCCCGACACCACGAAGAGAGGUGCCUUCUCGACCCCAGUCCAGCGGCAGUGGUCUCCUGCCUCCCACCACCCUGAAGGGUGCGAUGGGAAGCUGGCGGCCUUCAGUGAGUGGUACCGGGCGCGGUUCGGACACACGAACACCCCCUGCCGCCGUCACCGGGGUCGCGCCGUGGGCCUUCAAAUCGCCCAAGCCACCGACUCGAUUGGGAGGGAUAGACCGCCUGCAGACGACGGCGGAUGGCGUACAACGGAUCAAACCGCCGGUUCAAUCGCUGAAAAGACUGCGGCUGGGCGUUCCGGAGGGUGAGGGGCAUUCCCGUGAAGGCGACGGCUCUAGACAUGGAGCACCACAGUUUGCACAAGCUUCUGCAGAUCCCAACUCGGCGUCUCAACGCACGAAUGGGUCUUCAUCGGCGACGUCAGCCUCACUUGAAUGUCAAGGCGGUGCGAAAGCGCAGAUCAAGAGAGUUCCUCCAGUCGCCAACAGCGGCGGUGAGGACCCCGUAGACGCUGCUGCCGCAGUGAAACAACAGGGACCGGGACUCAGGAGAGUACGAGAAUUCAUUCUGAAGAUCACACCAAACACAACGGAGGAAUCAUCAGGUCCCUCGUGGCAAGAGCUGCAAUUAGAACCAACACCCACACUUCUCCCAGAGUUGAGGUUUCACGAUCUGGUCUUCGGGCAUGAGCUUGGCUCGGGAAGUUUCAGUGUUGUGAAAUACGCCCGACAUAUCACCAAAGGAAGAUCCCGAAGCCAGUGGCCAGAGUUUGCUGUGAAGAUUAUCAGCACGACGAAGAUCCAGGUGGAGCUGAACUACGAAAAAAGCGUCACGAACGAGAUUGCGUGUUUGCGCAUGUUCAGCCACCCAGGCAUCGCGCGGCUUGUAUCAGCUUUUCGCUGGAGAGACGGUGCAUAUCUGGUGCUUGAAUAUGCCUCGAGAGGGGAUCUUCAUAGCCAUAUCAAGGAGCACGGCUCUCUCUCUGAAGCCUCGGCGAGGUUCGUCGUUGGAGAGGUGGUGGCAGCCUUGUGCAGUAUCCACGACAACGGGUUUGUGUUUGGAGAUCUAAAACCGGAAAAUAUCCUCAUCACCGAGAGUGGUCACAUCAAGGUUGCUGACUUUGGUGCCUGCCGCCCGGUCUCGGAGGCUGCGAAGAGCUCUCUCAACAGUAGCCGCGAUGCCCUGCGCACGCUGAGGGAUGGAGACUGGAGGGUGAAGGCGGGGCUACCACCCAACCCUUUGUACACGAUUGGGUUUGGGCGCAAAGACGGUGAUACCGACAGCGACAGCGACGUCGCAGAGCAGGACGGCGAAGGCGCGAGUGCGGGAGAGGAAGGAGAGUCCAGGGCGGAAGGAACUGCAGCGUAUAUGCCUCCAGAGGUUGCUCGUGGAAGCUCCCCUGGUUUCGGGGCUGAUGCCUGGGCUUUGGGCUGCGUGACGUUCUUGUGUCUGUCCGGUCGCCCUCCUAUUUUUGCGGAAACAGACGAAAAAAUUAUGGCUCGGAUAGUACGGUUUUCGUCCGGGGACGCCGGUGGAAGCGCAGGGGGAGGCAGCGAUCAUCCGGUUCUUCCUCCCGCUGUCUCCGAAUCUCCACGAUUGUUCGUCCGCGCGCUCAUGGAGCCCGACCCGAAGAUUCGACUUGGAGUUGAGCAUGCAGCGAAGCACGAGUUUCUUGCUAAAGGGGGGACAGACGUGUUUUUGCUUCAUCGCCAAAAACCUGUGGAGCUCGCCCAGGGUGCUGUUGCGCCCAAUCCGCAUGCAGCAUGGUCGCGCAGACAAAACUCCAUGAUUUGGGCGCCAAUGCCUCAGGAGUACAGGUUCGAUGCUGUUCCAAAGGAGCUGGCCAUCAUCGUAGAAACGGAGGUGGAACGCGGAGGAGCGUUCGGUCGGCAGUUCAGUGGUAUUCGGGAGCCCCCGUUGCCGGUGCUUGAAAGAGAGAUCCGUGAAAUGUAGCCCGAAUUGGCCUCGUGUUCCUUCUGUUUUUCGGUCGGCCUACAUGGAAGCUCGGAUUGAUUGCCUUGGAUCUUGCGC